AAGUCAUUCACUCAUUCGUUGUAUUGGAAGCCGAAGCCACUCUUCCGCCAAAACCAACACUCUGUCUGAAAGCUCCUCCUCCUCCCUAAAUCACCCAAAAAAUCAUGCGACCUCCCAGAGGCGGCGGAGGGUUCAGAGGCUCCCGCGGUCGCAGUGGUGGUGGUCGCGGGUUUAACAGUGGCGGUCGCGGUUUCUUCCGCGAUGAGGGCCCUCCUUCCGAAGUCGUAGAGGUUUCAACAUUUGUUCAUGCAUGUGAGGGUGAGGCAGUCACGAAGCUCACGAAUUCGAAGAUACCCCAUUUUAAUGCCCCAAUCUAUCUGCAAAACAAGACUCAGAUAGGGAAAGUUGAUGAAAUAUUUGGUCCGAUCAACGAAUCUUAUUUUUCGGUUAAAGUUAUGGAAGGCAUUGUGGCGACUUCGUAUUCCCAGGGAGAUAAGUUCUAUAUUGACCCAAUGAAGCUUCUUCCUCUUGAAAGAUUUCUUCCACAGCCAAAGGGACAGAAGCCAGCAUUUUCUCGAGGCGGAGGCCGUGGAAGGGGUACUCCGAGGGGAAGAGGUUUUUCAAGGGGAAGGGGUCCUCCAAGGGGAAGGGGUCCUCCGAGGGGUGGUAACCGUGGUGGCUUCAGGGGCAGAGGGAGAUUUUAGAAUAACAUUUUGUAAUAUUUCUAGUGCCCUACCCGCUUUGCGUCGUGGUUUCAGCAUGCGUAGGGCUCGCAAGAAUCACAAUUUCAUGCUGAUUAUGGUGGUUGGCAUGCGGAUGAUGGACUAUUUAUUUUCCUUUUGUAUUGUAGUUUUAUGAUCCAAGGCUCCUAGCUGCAAGCUGAACUUGAGUCGAGUUAAACAUAGAUGAUUUGUUUUUCGUGACAACAGUGAGUUGUUGGUAUUGCGAGCUAUCAAUAAUUUAUUUGUUGGAUUCGUUAAGCAAGUGGACUAUUAGACCGUUUAUGUUAGUUUAUUUAUUUGUUGUUUGGGCUUGACCCAAAGAUACUACACUUAUUCUUGGAGUAUGUGAUGCUACGAAUGCGUAGGUGAAAUUUUUUCUA
Molecule: messenger RNA, 1042 nt
Organism: Malus domestica (apple)
Lineage: Eukaryota; Viridiplantae; Streptophyta; Magnoliopsida; Rosales; Rosaceae
Product: putative H/ACA ribonucleoprotein complex subunit 1-like protein 1
Biological process (GO): snoRNA guided rRNA pseudouridine synthesis; ribosome biogenesis
Cellular component (GO): box H/ACA snoRNP complex
Molecular function (GO): box H/ACA snoRNA binding
Source: RefSeq, a predicted model, not a curated record